Molecule: messenger RNA, 966 nt
Organism: Aspergillus melleus
Lineage: Eukaryota; Fungi; Ascomycota; Eurotiomycetes; Eurotiales; Aspergillaceae
Product: putative mitochondrial export translocase Oxa2
Exons: 1
Coding region: 1-966 (321 amino acids)
Biological process (GO): mitochondrial respiratory chain complex IV assembly; protein insertion into mitochondrial inner membrane from matrix
Cellular component (GO): mitochondrial inner membrane
Molecular function (GO): membrane insertase activity
Source: RefSeq, a predicted model, not a curated record
AUGCGGAGGACUGCUUUCCAGCAACAACAGGUCCGCCACUUUCACCCUACUGGGUCGAGGCCUUUUAUCGCCGAGGCUCUUAGCGUCUCAUCUGGGUUCAUCUAUGCUAUCCAUUCUGUCACCGGUCUCCCUUGGGCGGUAUCCCUCCCAUUGACGGCAUUGGUGGUGCGGACGACUGUCGCCAUGCCGUUGCAAAUCUACACCAAGAUUCAAGCUCGGAGAGAGCGUGACACGAUUCCUCUUCUUCACGCCUGGCGCGAGUACUACCAGAAGGACCUGAGAAAGCGCAAAUCAUCCGGCCAGCUCGCACUCCCUGGAGGCGCCAGGACGGAAGUGCUAAAAGCCAUGGCGACGAAACAGCGAGCCUUGCACAAGCGCUGGAAUGUCGCUCGGUUCUGGAAGCCCUUGAACUUCCUGCAGAUCCCGAUCUGGCUCUCCAUCAUGGAAAGCAUCCGAGCUAUGUCGGGCAGCACGAGCGGGCUGGUUCCCUACCUUCUUACCUUCCUGGAGUCGCCUGAGGCAAGCGCCGCUCUGAAAGGGGCUGUGGAGCCCUCUCUGGCUACUGAGGGCGCGCUGUGGUUCCCGGACCUGAUGGCGGGUGACCCGACGGGCAUUCUUCCGGCCGUGAUGACCGCCUCGAUUAUUCUCAACAUCCGGACCGGCUGGAAGGCCCCGGCCCUUUCCGAAUUGUCGGACCUCCCGCGCCUGGAGCUGGCGAAGAAGCUGUCGGUGAAAGGCCUCAGAGCAUUCAUUCAAAUUCUCGCGCUGAACGUCGGUCUAUCGUCUUAUUAUCAUCAAUUGCCUACGGCGCUUAUGCUCUAUUGGAUCACUAGUACGAACACUGCCACGUUGCAGACCUAUCUUCUGGACAAGUACAUGAUCUUCAACCAGCCCCUGAAGCCUUGGAGACAAAUGCAUAUUGCGUACACGUUGCCAAAUGAACAAUCGCCCGAGAAAUCAAAAUAA